This is a messenger RNA of Python bivittatus (Burmese python), 3535 nucleotides long. Lineage: Eukaryota; Metazoa; Chordata; Lepidosauria; Squamata; Pythonidae. The record is from RefSeq and is a predicted model, not a curated record.
UUAUCAUCAUGAGGCUUACAAGAUCUCUGACUACAGUAAUGAUGUUAAUGGGGAUGCCAAAGAAGCACAACCACUUUAUUUAGGAGAUGAAAGUCGGGAGAUUAAAAAACAAAUUACAGGGAUGAGAAGGUUGCUGAAUGACAGUACAGGACGAAUAUACCAGCGAGUUGGCAAAGAAGGAGAAAAAUUGAAGGAAGAACCCCAAGAUUUAGACCUGGCCUGGACUCAGCGUCUGAAUCCUCCUGCAGAAACCCAGGGACCUAUCCACCAAGUAUCGCAGGGCGGCACUUGGAAUGAAUUGUCUCCCCAAACUGGCCACUAUUCAGGGCAGUAUGGCACGCGUUCGAAAACCUUCCAAAACCAAGCCAGAACCGUGGGUACAAACGGAGAAAUUCCAGCAGCCAACUCCUCCUCUGGAUCAAACUGUUGUACUUGUAAUUGCCAGCCGGCUUUGCAGGCCAUUCUUCAGGAGCUCAAGACUAUGAGGAAGAUCAUGCAGAUUCAAGCCGUUGCUGCUCAGAACAGACAACAGCCUCCGGUUCCUCUGGUUUGUUCACAGAAAUCAACAGUGUCAAGAAAGAGAAAUAAAAAGAAAAAAGUGCUCCCAAAGACUGUUGAACCUCCUACUGUGAAUAAGAAGCUCAGCGCUGUAGAGAAUGAAAAAAGGGUACCAGCGAAUUCUGACAGAUCGAGCGUGCAAGUCGCCGAAUCCUCCUUGAAACUGGAGCCACAGGUUUCAGGAUUUGGCAUUGUCCUUGAAUCUUCAUCUUCGGAUCCAGAAGUACAGCUUGCUGAAGGUUUUGAUGUUUUUAUGCCUAAAUCACAACUGGACUCUAUAUUAGCAAAUUACACUCGCUCAGGAAGUCUGCUGUUUCGAAAACUCGUGUGUGCGUUUUUUGAUGACAAGACUUUGGCCAACUCUUUGCCCAAUGGCAAAAGGAAAAGAGGUCUCAAUGACAACCGAAAAGGACUAGACCAAAAUAUUGUGGGUGCAAUAAAAGUGUUCACAGAAAAAUACUGUACUGUAAACCAUGUGGAUAAACUGCCUGGCCCAAGAGACUGGGUACAGAUUCUGCAGGAUCAAAUCAAGCUGGCAAGAAGACGGUUGAAAAGAGGAUCAGCAGAGACAACUGAUGGCGAUGAGAAACUGGAUAUAUCUCUGCUAGAGGCAGGUAAAUGACACUGAGGUACCCUCUUUGAUGCCACACCUUCUGCACCAGUGUUUCAUUAGCAUAUUCAGACCUUUGUUUGUUUGAGAUGAUGCCAGCAACAUUUCUAGAUUACUUCAUUAUCCGGGUUCUCCUGUUUCAUGAUCUCAGAUCAUUUUUUUUUCAUGCUUUUCUAAUGUGGAAUAAUUAAGCAACAAAUUACUUUCCUUUUAAUUUAAUCAAAAUAACUAGAUUUGUUCAGUAGCAAGGCUAUAGUGCAAUUAGUCUGGUAACCAAUGUGAUAGAAUGAAUUUUGCUUUUAUGAUGGCAUUUUCCCCACAUAAAUACAUGCAUGCUGGCUAUUCUAUUUAAAUAGGGAAAAAAUAAUAAUAAAGGCUUCUCUGAAUCUUAGAAGAGAGCUCUUAACACCUCCAUUUCAUAUAGACUUUUUUGUGCAGAAAUCAUGGGACCAUAAAUAAAACUUCUAAGAAAUUUAAUGGGUCUUAACCCUUUUCUGAGUUAAGCCUUCCCUUUUUUCCCCUUGAACUGUAAAUUUCUACUUGGGUAAAGAUAUUAACUUUUCCUCAGAAUAAGAUGCAGAAUCUCUGUCAUUGUAUUUGAUCAUAAGAUACUAAUUAACACUACUAGCAUUGCCAUGUUUAAUCCAGAUCAAAUACUCCUAAAUAUGACAAAUUGUUUUCCAUAUUUUGUAGUCCCCGUACCUUUUCCAUGGUAUUUGAGUCUUGUAAUACCACCUUGUAGUUCCAAAAAAGAGUAUUUCAGGAAUCAUUCAUAGAAUCAUUGGGUUGGGAGGGACCUCGAAGGUUUUCUAGUCCAACCCCUGCCCAGGGCAGAAGCCUUGCCAGUCAUUUCAGAAGCACUUCCCAUAACAUUUGUCUAGUUGGUUUGCACAAAUGUUCACGUCUUCCUCCUUGCCUAACUCCUCCAGAGCGCCUUGGACAGCCCUUCCUUAUCAAAGGAGGACAUGCGUGUAGACAUGUAUCUUAGUCUCCCUUUGUCCUUGAAUUUUUGUUCAGCUUCUCAGUAAAGGCAGGAUUUCUCAUCCCUUUGCUCUGAUCUUAGUUGGUUUAUAUACUUAGUCUACAAGAAUGGUUGGGCAGGAGUAAUUACUGCUGCUCAUAUGAGAUGUUGUACAAGCUUAUUGGCCGUCUAUAGACAUUUCUUCAUGUAGGCCUGAUUUCAGCCAUCUUUGAGGGGGAAGACUUGCACAGAUUGAGUCUUUGCAUACUCUCUGUAUAGUGUGCAAGUUACCUGAAAAUGUACAGGAGUAAAAAUUAAUGUAUUCUGUCUUCAUUGAACUAAGAAUCCUCAACUCUGUCAACAUGUGUGCACCUAGCCAUAUUAUUUUCCAUUCCCCCUUUUCUGCUAGACUGUGGGGAUUGGGAAUUCUGAGAGCUGCAGUCAGAAUAUUUAUGGAAGAAACCAAAUUUGGGGAGAUUCUUUCCAUCUGCAUACACCUCCUUAUUCUAUUCCUUAAGAGCUGAUACAAUAUUUUGGGUCUAUGUUAUAUGUCUGUUUUCAAACAAAAGCUGGCAUGAGAAUGCAUCCACUAAUCUUUAAGAUGAUUACACUCCAAAGUCUCACAAACUCCACCUGAAUAUAUUUGUAUUUCUGUUACCUUUGAAGAUCCCAGUAUCUGUCCUAUGUUCUAUAUGAGAAGCUGUUUGGUCAUACUUCAGAUGAAGGGUUAAUGCUACAUACAUGAGAAAUUCAUUGAUAUUCAUCAUAGACAUCUCUAGCAGAAUCUAUUGGUGUGCUUAGGAAUCCUCUUUUCAGCUUGCUAAUCUUGGACUGAAAGUAAUCAUUUCUGCAGUUCAAUAAUGUUUUUAUAAAUUUUUAAACUUAAUACAGUACAACCAAUUUAUUACUGAAAUGUGGCUGUCUUUUCUUGAUGACAUGAUAAACUUGGCUAGUGCUGUAGUCUUUAAGAAGACCAUUUCCUUCUUUGAGGCUGAUGGAACUGCCCCUCUAUGAAUGAAAAUUCUUGGUCUUUUCCAUAAAUCUACAAAUGAGGCAUACGUAUUGUAACAAUUAACCAACAAUCAGCAGUCUUAUGAAUCUUAAAAACAAUUGUAUUUGUGUUGACUUAACUGUGACUACUGUUAAAACUUUUAUCCAGAAGUCUUUUUAUAGGUUUUAUUAGGAAAAUCAUUCCAUAUUUAGGUAAAAGUCUCAAUCUUAUGUAUAUAUGUUUUAUUAAUAUGUACAUAUUUAGCUAUUUUUUAAAUUACUAUGUUCUUAAUAAAACCAACAAGGGACUAGCUGUGAAAUGGUGCAUAAGAUUGUGUUGUGUUAUCAAUCUCUGGGAAUCUCUCUUUGUCAAGUUCAGCAAAAUAAUAAUAAUAAAUUACGCUAAUUUAAUCAGA